GUCUCUGGGAAGGACUUAGAUUGUUUGUCCAGAUGCUCACAAGCCUGGAGUGUGACAAGCGGAGGAACCGGUAAUCAUACGGCUCUUUGGCCAUAAGGACAACAAAGGAACCUCAGAGAUGCAGACCCUGGCAGCAUUCCAGAACCUGGCACUCCUCUCUUGCUUCCAUUCAUAGCAAGAUCUACUUCAGAGGAAUCUUGCAAUCUGUAUUCAGGACAAAGAUGAAGAAUGAUUUGUGGAAUUGGCAAGAACCAUAAACUGUUCUGAAAGGCUUGAGUGGGGACUUUCUUCUGGGAAGCUGGCAACAAAAGGAUGAGAUAAUAUGUGUGUUCCAUGGAAAGAUAAACUGAUGCUUCUGAACCCAAAGAGCAAGUAGUAAGGUAGUUUCUGGCUACAGAACAUACUUUGUAAAACAGGACCCUGAAAGCCAAAGAAUCAUGGUGUCCUGGAAAGGGAUUUACUUUAUACUCAUUCUUUUUUGUGGAAGCUUUUUUGGCAGCAUUUUCAUGCUGGGUCCCUUUUUACCUUUGAUGUUUGUAAACCCAUCUUGGUAUCGCUGGAUCAACAACCGCCUUGUUGCCACCUGGCUCACACUUCCAGCGGCAUUGUUGGAGACCAUGUUUGGUGUAAAAGUGGUUAUAACAGGUGACGCGUUUGUCCCUGGAGAAAGAAGUGUUAUUAUCAUGAACCACCGGACAAGAAUGGAUUGGAUGUUUCUAUGGAAUUGUCUGAUGAGAUACAGCUACCUCAGAUUGGAGAAAAUUUGCCUCAAAGCCAGUCUCAAAAGUGUUCCUGGAUUUGGUUGGGCCAUGCAGGCUGCUGCCUAUAUCUUCAUUCAUAGGAAGUGGAAGGAUGACAAGAACCACUUUGAAGACAUGAUUGAUUAUUUUUGUGAUAUUGGUGAACCACUUCAACUCCUCAUAUUCCCAGAAGGGACUGAUCUCACAGAAAAUAGCAAGGCUAGAAGUAAUGAUUUUGCUGAAAAGAAUGGACUUCAAAAAUAUGAAUAUGUCAUACAUCCAAGAACUACAGGCUUCACUUUUGUGGUAGACCGUUUAAGAGCAGGUAAGAACCUUGAUGCUGUCCACGACAUCACCGUGGCAUAUCCUCACAACAUUCCUCAAACCGAGAAGCACCUCCUCCAUGGAAACUUCCCCAAGGAAAUCCACUUUCACGUCCACCGCUAUCCCAUAGAUGCCCUCCCCACGUCCAAGGAUGACCUGCAGCUCUGGUGCCACAAGCGGUGGGAGGAGAAGGAAGAAAGGCUGCGUUCCUUCUACCAAGGGGAGAAGAACUUUUAUUUUACUGGACAGAGUGUAAUCCCACCUUGCAAGUCUGAGCUCAGGGUCUUUGUGGUCAAACUGCUGUCCAUCCUGUAUUGGACCCUGUUCAGCCCUGCCAUGUGCCUGCUCAUAUAUCUGUAUAGUCUUGUUCGGUGGUACUUUAUAAUCACCAUUAUAGUCUUUGUACUACAAGAGAGGAUAUUUGGUGGACUGGAAAUUAUUGAACUUGCAUGCUACCGUUUUUUACAUAAGCAGUCACAUUUAAACUCAAAGAAAAGUGAGUAAGAUGGGUAAGGUUCACAGCAUAAAACUUAGGAGAUAUUUUGGAAAUGUUCUAAGUCUUUGUAAACUAAGAUGCAUUUUUGCAUGACUAUGUGAAAUAUUUCUUAAUGUCAUUAUUUGUUAAAGAUAUUUUGCACUUAAUUUUGUGGAAAAAAUAUUGCUACAAUUUUUUUUAAACCUCUGAAUGUACUUUCAAUGCUGCAUACAUAGCAGGAAUCAAUUGCUGUGAGAUAACUCGGGCCUGAAUAUCACACAGUCAUCAGGCUGUUAACAGGCAAAGUACACACAAAUUUUCCCGAAAGGCCCAGCCCUCUUUCCUAACUGACUCCCCAGACCAGAGGAAGGUCCAGCUCCUGAGCACUGGCCCGACACGCAUGCGUCUAUGACUGCCUGCCCACCCCGCGGGCGAGCACGCUUCCUCCAGGUGUGCAGGCAGACGGUGCCCAGGCUUCCUCUGAGCUCUGUCCCAUCCUUUCCGCACCUGCCAAAGCCAUCCCAUCCUUCCUCCAGGCCAGAAUGCAGAACUUGCUGGUCCCUAACUGAGCGAGCAUUUUGAUAGGAAGCCCUAUUUAUCAUAGUAUCUUGUGCUGACCUGUGUGCCUUUCCUCUCAUGGAAAUCACACCUGCACACGUCUCAGGGAGCAACCACGGGCUCUCCACUUUGAAGCCUUCAUUUAAAUUUUAAAAGAUAGGAAUUAACUGAGAUCAAGUUUUUCACUAAUGCUCAGUUGCGCAUGUUUAGUGCUGGGGUCCUUACAACUUGUUGGCAGAUGAUGACGCUUUUUUUCUUAAAAAUAGUAAACAGGCAGUCACAUACCUUUUUAAAGGCACACUUAACAUUCUGUUGGUGUAGACGCAGACUGUCUUGUAAAAUAUAUUUAUUUAAAACCUACCCCAAAAGGAAGGCUGUGUUUUCCACGUAUGCAUGGAGAUCUAGCUUCUGCCAUUAAAAUAACAAAAAUGUUUGCAGACAGGGCAAUGAUGGUGUAUUCUAAAGUAUUCAACCCUUGUAGCCUUGAUAAAUUUUACUUUUAAAACCAAAAUAACACAAAAGGAAUUCUUUUCAGUGAUAGCAAGAAGCCUCUCCUGCUCCAACCACAGGCUUCCUCUCUCAAGAGUAAUGUUUAAACCUACUUUUCACCAGCUCGACUAAAUAUUUUUGUCAUUUGCAGUCACUGGAAAAUUCGGCAAACCAACGGCACCAGUCUCCUUCUGAGGCAAAGAAGCGUGUUGUCAUUAUUUCCACUCCAUUGGAGCUGUGUGCCCCCCGCCCGUGUUGUUCUGUUUUUGUUUUUCCUGGUCUUGUAGUAGGGAUAGUGGUCCAAGCUGCUGAAAGUGGAAGACAAUUAAAAACCUUUAGCUGUUAGAAAAUGCAGUAGCUUUAUGUACUCUUGGGGCAUGAAUGCCUUCUCUUCAAUGCUUGACAGUGACUAUAAACUAACAGUUGAAUCAUGUGUUGCAGUGAAACGUAAAGACAUGGUGAGCUGUACUUAGGUGCUUUGAGAAAGCCUUUGUUGGGGCAGAACACCAGUGACACAUGGCUUUUGUUGGGAGAGUAUUAACUAGUCCCUCUGCUGCUCUGCACCAACCCAUACUUAACUACUUCUUCAGAGCUGUUUUCAAUCCUGCUGGGAGCUUACCAAUUAGUUACUAUGCACAUCUGCUCCCAACCCAGCUGUUUAACUUCAUGGCUUUUGAAGAUACUCUUUUUAAGAAACAACAAACAUUUUUCCCUUCCCUUUAUGAAAGAGGCUUCUGGUUUAAGUUUCUCUUAAGACUUCCUUGGGUUAUUUUUAAACACGGAAAUGGUUUGUACGACUAGGAUUGCAUUUGUCCCAAGUAAAAAAGAAAAACUGCUUUUUACCCUAAAGGUGAGUGGAACAGCGCUCCUGCCCGUCCUACAAACUCACCCGGCUCAUUAGUCAUUUAACUUGUGCUGAAUUGAGUGGCGUUUAAUUCUGAUACCUUUAAAUGGAAAACUCUUUAAUAGCAGCAAACAAGUUUAAAAUAAACUAUAGGUUUUAUUUUACCUACCCAAAAUUUAUAAUUAUAAGUAAAACUGGGAAUGUAGGCAUUGCACUUGUUUCUAAAAUUAGAAAUAAGUCCCCUUUGACAAUAAGGCUUAUUAAAAAUUAUAAAUUGUAGUUAUGUACACAUUUAGCUGCAUGAAAGUCCACUUUUUUAUUUAAAGAAAUAUGUUAAUGGAGUAUAGAAUAUUUUGAAUUGAUACUAAAAUGUCAAGUAUAAAUUAAAGUUGCUUUAGUAAUUGUGAAGGGCCUCAGAAAUCGCGCACUAUGCCUGCCACCACAGCACCUGGGCUCAGAGCAGCCGCCAGCCUUGCUGCAGCAGAGCCAUGCUCCUACACACUGCACUUGCCAUCCUCUGAAGGUUACAUGUUCUCCAGUUGCCACAUUUCCCCUUCUGAAAAGUUUUAAGUAUAGCAAAUGUGGGCUACUCAUAGCAAGAGCCAUUAUACUUAAAAUCUGAACCUACAAGGGGAGUGCUGGCAAGGUAACAGUUCUUACCCCAGACUUCUCUUAUGAAACAGGAAAAAGCACUUCUAAAAUUCAAAGAACAAGGUAGAAGACUAAAUGUUUCGAAGAACCUCAUUAUUUAAGGUUCCCAAUAAAAUUCUUCCUGUGCUCUCAAAAUGCAGAUUAUAGGGCAGUAACAGCUUCCACCUGAGUUGCUCUGAAAUUACUUCAAUAGCACCAUAUCAGGAAUCAUUUAUGGAUAGCCAAGGAGGCACUCCGAUUUCACCCGACUUCAGGCACCCCGGUGGCGAUGCCCCUGUGUGCUCUUACAAGAAAGACUAAUGAAGGGAGCCUGUUGGUGUUAAAUUGUUUACAUUUCUUUAUAUAUAAAUAAUGUGCUUUCAGUGCCUUAGUUAUGGGUCCCUUUCUUUAUCUUAUUCUAAGAAUUCUACAACGUGUUUCUUAGGUCAAGUCUCUCUGCUACUCACCAGGAGGACCCUGUUCUCUGAACCUUGGUCACUGUGGUUGGUAAACACUUCUCUUUGUAACAGAGAAGACAGCUCAUUGCUGAGCCAGUGGAUCCUUGGAGUUAUUAUCUGUGCUGUAGAAGACAAAAAUGAUUUUGUCAUACGACAAGCUUCAGAUUAAAUACGGCCCUAAAGUUGUCUUGGACCUACCUUAAAUUUUUAUUUCAGAAUAGAAUCUUGGUUUGGGUAAUCCAUUUUUAAAAAGAUCCCUAUGUGGAGAAUACCAAGUUUUAAAAAUAACUCACAGAAUGGCCUUAGUUUUCAGUGUCUACUGCUAUGUAUGUGAGUUGUCUAUAAUACACAUCCAGAAUAAAGUGGAGUGAAUUGAGUUCA
This is a messenger RNA of Chinchilla lanigera (long-tailed chinchilla), 4899 nucleotides long. RefSeq names its product lysocardiolipin acyltransferase 1 (gene Lclat1). The transcript is spliced from 9 exons. Gene Ontology annotation, cellular component: endomembrane system. Gene Ontology annotation, molecular function: acyltransferase activity. NCBI's taxonomy places the organism in Eukaryota, Metazoa, Chordata, Mammalia, Rodentia, Chinchillidae. The record is from RefSeq and is a predicted model, not a curated record. The coding region runs from base 438 to 1568 and encodes 376 amino acids.